Molecule: messenger RNA, 887 nt
Organism: Rhinolophus ferrumequinum (greater horseshoe bat)
Lineage: Eukaryota; Metazoa; Chordata; Mammalia; Chiroptera; Rhinolophidae
Gene: RNF7
Product: ring finger protein 7
Exons: 3
Coding region: 116-457 (113 amino acids)
Biological process (GO): protein ubiquitination; ubiquitin-dependent protein catabolic process
Cellular component (GO): Cul5-RING ubiquitin ligase complex; nucleus
Molecular function (GO): zinc ion binding; cullin family protein binding; ubiquitin protein ligase activity
Source: RefSeq, a predicted model, not a curated record
CGGUGGCGGGCGGCCUGCGGGCGGCGCUGUGGCCCGUCGGGCGGCCCGGCAGAGCCGCCAUAGCCGCGUGCCUUCCCCUAGCCAACGUCUCCGCCGCCGGCUCCGCGCCGUAGUCAUGGCCGACGUGGAAGACGGCGAGGAGCCCUGCGCCCUGUCCUCUCACUCCGGGAGCGCAGGCUCCAAGUCGGGAGGCGACAAAAUGUUCUCUCUCAAGAAGUGGAACGCGGUGGCCAUGUGGAGCUGGGACGUGGAGUGCGAUACGUGCGCCAUCUGCAGGGUCCAGGUGAUGGAUGCCUGUCUUAGAUGUCAAGCUGAAAACAAACAAGAGGAUUGUGUUGUGGUCUGGGGAGAAUGUAAUCAUUCCUUCCACAAUUGCUGCAUGUCCCUGUGGGUGAAACAGAACAAUCGCUGUCCCCUCUGCCAGCAAGACUGGGUGGUCCAAAGAAUCGGCAAAUGAUGGUGGUGGAAGGCUUUUUUAGCGCAGUGGUCCAGAGCCUUGGUGGAUCUCAUUAUCAAGUGCCCUGCAGAGGCUAGGACACUCCAGGGAACUAAUUCUUCAGAUAGGAGGAGAUGGAUCUUUGGUCUUUGGGGACUGAUCAAAGGCAUGGUUUAGCAUUUUGUCGGUUUUAUGUUCAGAAAUUCUCUGCAAAUAAGAAGAUAAUUUAUUAAAGAUGGUCUUUCCUACCUCUGUGGUAUGCGUCACCCACACUGUUUAGAAGUGCUAUAAAGGAGGAGAGAACUACAAAUUGACCUUUAUGAUUUACUUUUUGAUAUCCAAGGGGCUGUGGAAGCAGUUCCAUUCAGAAGAGAACUUUUUGCAUGCAUGCGGUUGAUCAGUUAAAAAAAAAAGACAAUGUUAUAGUAACAAACUGCAGUUUAAAACCCAA